This is a messenger RNA of Uncinocarpus reesii 1704, 1545 nucleotides long. RefSeq names its product Tna1 protein. Gene Ontology annotation, molecular function: transmembrane transporter activity. NCBI's taxonomy places the organism in Eukaryota, Fungi, Ascomycota, Eurotiomycetes, Onygenales, Onygenaceae. The record is from RefSeq and is a predicted model, not a curated record. The transcript has 3 exons. Gene Ontology annotation, biological process: transmembrane transport. The coding region runs from base 1 to 1545 and encodes 514 amino acids. Gene Ontology annotation, cellular component: membrane.
AUGACGGCCUCCCAGCUCAAAAAGCCUCUCUCGGGCGAUGUCGAGUUGAAUGUCGAGCGCAACGAGAAGCCCUUGAAAAAUGAUGCUCGCGAAGCUGCGGAGCGUGGGCAGGUUGCCACUGACAUAUAUGGGAAUCCGCUGGUGGAGUUUGAUCGAGCGGCUGAGCGCAGACUCCGCACGAAAAUCGACUUCUACAUCGUCCCUCCUGUGGCGUUGCUAUAUCUGUUCUGCUUCAUUGAUCGAGCCAAUAUCGGUAAUGCAAGACUCGCUGGUCUUGAAAGAGACUUGGGUUUACGAGGCUAUGAUUACAACGCCGUGCUCAGCGUCUUUUACAUUUCGUAUAUAGUUUUUGAGAUUCCUUCCAACAUGCUUUGCAAAUUGGUGGGCCCAGGAUGGUACCUACCUGGAAUCUCCCUCGCGUUUGGAAUCUGUUCCGUUGGCACCGCCUUUGUGGACAACAUUGCCGCCGUCAGUGGUGUUCGCUUCCUCCUUGGUGUUUUCGAAGCCGGCAUGCUUCCUGGAAUUGCCUAUUAUAUGUCCAGAUGGUACAGACGGAGUGAACUUACGUUUCGCCUGUCCCUCUAUAUUGCCAUGGCACCUCUAGCUGGCUGCUUCGGUGGGCUGCUAGCCUCUGGCAUUCUGAAACUUCCCAAUUUUGGAAGCCUAGAAGAGUGGCGCAUGAUUUUUGCUAUCGAGGGCAUCAUCACCAUUGGCUUGUCGCUCAUCGGUUUCAUCGUCGUGACUGACCGCCCGGAAACCGCAAUUUGGCUCAACGAAGAUGAAAAGGCUUUGGCCAUUGCGCGUGUUAAAUCCGAGCGCGUUGGCACUACUGAGGUUCUGGACAAGGUGGACAAAACUAAAACCGUCAGGGGCCUCUCCAGUCCCGUCACGAUUGCAACUUCUCUGAUAUUCCUCCUCGACAACAUCACUGUUCAAGGCCUGGCAUUCUUCCUACCCACGAUCAUCCGUGUUAUCUACCCGGAUUCAACCGUCGUACAACAGCAGCUACAAACUGUGCCUCCCUAUGUUGUCGGGACAUUUUUUACCAUCUUCAUUCCACUCCUCAGCUGGCGCUUCGACAAUAGAAAUAUAUGGAUGAUCAUGUCUGCACCGCUGGUGAUGAUCGGCUACAUCAUGUUUCUCGCGUCCGAAAAUGCCCGUGUCCGCUACGGCGCUACCUUCUUCAUUACUAGCGGGGCUUUUUCGUUCGGUGCGUUGUGCAAUGCACAGGUAUCGGCAAACGUAGUCUCGGACACAGCUCGAUCGGCCGCGAUUGGUAUGACCGUGAUGUUUGGAAAUGUUGGUGGCCUUAUCUCCACCUGGGCCUUCCUGCCCUUUGAUGGACCGGACUAUCCUAUAGGCAACGGGCUAAACCUGGCCACGAGCGGGACGAUGCUCAUCAUCGCUGUGUUGCUGCACUUUUGGGCAGCGGUGGAUAAUAACCGGAGAGGGAAGAGGGAUAUCAGUUCUGAUUUGGCGGGAUUGGACCAGAAGGCUAUUCAGAAUCUCGACUGGAAACAUCCAGGCUUCAGAUGGCGCUUGUAA